This is a messenger RNA of Camelina sativa (false flax), 2378 nucleotides long. Its product is annotated as 3-hydroxy-3-methylglutaryl-coenzyme A reductase 1. Gene Ontology annotation, biological process: isoprenoid biosynthetic process; coenzyme A metabolic process; sterol biosynthetic process. The record is from RefSeq and is a predicted model, not a curated record. Lineage: Eukaryota; Viridiplantae; Streptophyta; Magnoliopsida; Brassicales; Brassicaceae. Gene Ontology annotation, cellular component: endoplasmic reticulum membrane; peroxisomal membrane. Gene Ontology annotation, molecular function: protein binding; hydroxymethylglutaryl-CoA reductase (NADPH) activity.
UAAUCUCUCCUUCACACUUAUCACGCCACCUCACCACUAAUCUCUCUCUCUCUCUCUCUCUCUCGCCCCUUCUCGCUUCUCUCCAAAGGUUGGAGAUUCCCUCCAAUGGAUCUCCGACGGAGGCCUCCUAAACCACCGGUCAACAACGCCACCAACAAUAAGAAUCCCAACGGAUCUUAUCCUUCUUAUCAACCAACCCGCUCUUCCGACGACGAUCGCCUUCGCUCAAUCACUCCCCCACCGAAAGCCUCCGAUGCGCUUCCUCUCCCUCUAUACCUCACCAACGCCGUCUUCUUCACGCUCUUCUUCUCCGUCGCUUAUUACCUCCUCCACCGGUGGCGUGACAAGAUCCGUUACAACACCCCUCUCCACGUCGUCACUAUCACCGAGCUCGGUGCCAUUAUCGCUCUCAUCGCUUCUUUCAUCUAUCUCUUAGGGUUUUUUGGUAUUGACUUUGUCCAAUCCUUUAUCUCACGCGCUUCCGGUGAUUCCUGGGAUCUCGCCGAUUCAAUCGAUGAAGACGACCACCGUCUCGUCACGUGCUCUCCACCGGCUCCGAUCGUCACCGUUACCAAAUUGCCUCCCCCGGAACCAAUCGUUACCGAGUCGCUCCCUGAGGAAGACGAGGAGAUUGUGAAAUCUGUUCUCGACGGUGUGAUCCCAUCGUACUCGCUCGAAUCUCGUCUCGGGGAUUGUAAAAGAGCGGCGUCGAUUCGGCGUGAGGCGUUGCAGAGAGUCACGGGGAGAUCUCUUGAAGGAUUACCGUUGGAUGGAUUUGAUUACGAAUCUAUAUUGGGGCAAUGCUGUGAGAUGCCUGUUGGUUAUAUUCAGAUUCCUGUUGGGAUCGCUGGUCCGUUGUUGCUUGAUGGUUUUGAGUACUCUGUUCCUAUGGCUACAACUGAAGGUUGUUUGGUUGCUAGCACUAACAGAGGCUGCAAGGCUAUGUUUAUCUCUGGUGGUGCCACUAGCACUGUUCUUAAGGAUGGUAUGACUCGAGCUCCUGUUGUUCGGUUCGCCUCGGCGAGACGAGCUUCGGAGCUUAAGUUUUUCUUGGAGAGUCCUGAGAAUUUCGAUACUUUGGCCGUUGUUUUCAACAGGUCGAGUAGAUUUGCAAGAUUGCAAAAUAUUAAAUGUACAAUAGCCGGGAAGAAUGCUUAUGUAAGGUUCAGUUGUAGCACUGGUGAUGCUAUGGGGAUGAAUAUGGUAUCCAAAGGUGUGCAGAAUGUUCUUGAAUACCUUACCGAUGAUUUUCCUGACAUGGAUGUUAUUGGUAUCUCUGGUAACUUCUGUUCGGACAAGAAACCUGCUGCUGUGAACUGGAUCGAGGGACGUGGCAAAUCAGUUGUUUGUGAGGCAGUAAUCAGGGGAGAGAUCGUGAACAAGGUGUUGAAAACAAGCGUGGCUGCUUUGGUGGAGCUAAAUAUGCUCAAGAACUUAGCUGGGUCUGCUGUUGCAGGUUCUCUAGGGGGAUUCAACGCUCACGCUAGCAACAUAGUAUCUGCUGUAUUUAUAGCUACGGGACAAGAUCCAGCUCAAAACGUGGAGAGUUCUCAAUGCAUCACCAUGAUGGAAGCUAUUAACGACGGCAAAGAUAUCCAUAUUUCAGUCACUAUGCCAUCAAUUGAGGUGGGGACAGUGGGAGGAGGAACACAGCUUGCAUCUCAAUCAGCGUGUUUAAACUUGCUCGGAGUGAAAGGAGCGAGCAAAGAGGCGCCGGGGAUGAACUCAAGGAGGCUAGCAACAAUAGUGGCAGGAGCAGUAUUAGCGGGAGAGUUAUCUCUAAUGUCAGCAAUUGCAGCUGGACAGCUAGUGAGGAGUCACAUGAAAUACAACAGAUCCAGCCGAGACAUCUCUGGAGCAACGACAACGACAACGACAACAACAACAACAUGAUCGUUGAUUCAUCUCUAUGUCUCUUGGGUCAAAACUCUAAAAAGAAAGACAAGAAUCCAAAAACAAGGCAGGCUUUUCACAACUCAAAACUCGCUGGUAGACAGAGAUUUAAACCAUGUGCAUGUGCGUGCCCUCCCCUCCUUUUGUUAAAUAAAAAAAAAAAGAACUAUUUGUUUUGUUUGUUUGACUUGGUGGAAUCUUUUUCUUUUUUUUUUUCCUGGAUUGAGAAGGAGCGAGAGAUAUAAGAUUUUCACACUUUUCUCUCUCUCUCACUCCCUCCCUCCUUUCUCUCUCUCAUGGAUAAUUCGUGUCUCUUUGAUUUGUCUAAGCUUUUGUCUUUGUUUGUUAGGAAGUGGUCUAUAUGAAAAAAAAAAAAUUGUGUAUGCAGUUGCGUUUGGAGACAUUUUUGAGAUUUUUUCUCUGUUUUGUUUCCUAUCACUUCUAUAUAUAUUAUGUCUGUUUCCCUGUGUGUUGGGACAUCUCUC